UCUCUCUCUCCCCCUCUGGUCUCCCCCCUCCCUCUCUCUAUAAUAAUCUCUUAAAAUUCGUCCAAAUUUCAUUUCAUCAUCCCAACUCUUCCUCUGCCAUGACCCCAAGUAGGCUCAUGAUGAUCAACAUCUUGGCCUGUCUCCUCCUCCUCCUUCGUGUAAGCUCAGUGACGGGGCGACUAAUCGGUGGCGGUGGUGAUGAUAAUCAAUGGGUGAAAACUAUGAGCGGUGUUAAGAUCGGUAAGUUCCAGAAAAUCCACGUGGGUCAGCACGGGAACUUUUCGACCAUCCAGUCCGCCAUCGACUCCGUCCCGAACAACAACCAGAAUUGGGUCGUCAUUAAGAUCGACCAAGGAACAUACAGAGAGAAGGUUACAAUACCUUACGACAAGCCCUACAUAAUCCUGAAGGGGAAGGCGAAGAGGACCACCGAGGUCGUGUGGGAUGAUCACGAGACUGUUGCUCAGAGCCCCACUUUCACUUGUUUAGCCGAUAACGUCAUUGUCAAAUGCAUCACCUUCCGGAAUUCAUACAACAAUCCUGUGAACGGGAACCGGAGGGUGCCAGCGGCUGCGGCAAUGGUCACCGGGGACAAGUUGUACUUCUAUCGGGUUGGGUUUUUCGGGUUGCAGGACACGCUGUGGGAUGACCGGGGAAGGCAUUACUUCAGGAAGUGUACGAUCCAAGGAGCGGUAGAUUUCAUCUUCGGAGCCGGACAGUCAAUUUAUGAGGCUUGUUCGAUAUCAGUGCUUGGGAAUGCACUCGCGCCAAAUCUUCCAGGUUUCAUUACGGCACACGGAAGGACUGACCCAAAUGACUCAAGUGGGUUUAUAUUCAAGGGCUGCAACAUCUUUGGGAGUGGCUCAGCCUAUCUGGGACGUCCAUGGAGGGGCUAUGCUAGGGUUUUGUUCUACCGCUGCUUUUUCUCAGAUGUUGUCGAACCGACUGGGUGGGAUGCUUGGGGAUACGUCGGCAACGAGCAUCAACUGACAUUUGCUGAGUACGAGUGCUACGGGCCUGGAGCAAACACUGGGAGCCGGGUUAGUUGGGAGAGCAAUUUUAGCUGGGAUCAGGUCAAGCAAUUGACAGAGAUGAGCUUCAUUGACUCGGCCGACUGGCUCUACACCAUUCCUUAUCAAAAGUUUUAACUAGUCUAGCUAAUUUCUCUACUGCAUCUGCCCGAUCGGUACAUACAUAUAAUUGAUUUAUCAAUUUUCAAUUUGAAGGAGCGGAGACGAAAGUGUGUCCAUUAGGUUUGUAGUUCCUACUCAGAAAAAUGCAAAAAGGAGAAUCAAUCGGUUUGGCGUAGGGCAAGGUACUUGGAUUUUUUCUUAGUGGUUCUUUUCUUAAUUAAUCAUUGUUGCACUUUUUUGGUAGUAAAUAGACCAAAAUGAAAUUGUAUUUUUUCGCUUAUAUGCUGUUGUUUGCUCUUCUCUCC
This is a messenger RNA of Punica granatum (pomegranate), 1438 nucleotides long. The record is from RefSeq and is a predicted model, not a curated record. NCBI's taxonomy places the organism in Eukaryota, Viridiplantae, Streptophyta, Magnoliopsida, Myrtales, Lythraceae.